AUGCCUUCUCAUCAGGGUGAAGAAGAAGAUAAACCUUGUAGAGCUUGUAGCGAUUUUAAAUCGUGGAGUAAAAAGACUAAGGUUAAAAUCCAGACACCAAGUAAACCUGAACCGCCACCAUUGGAAGCUAAAGAAUGUCCUUUAGAUAAGGAAGAAUUAGGCAAAUCCACAUGGGGCUUUCUACACACUAUGGCAUCCUAUUAUCCAGAAAAACCAACUAAAUCUGAAGCUGAAAAAAUGGUUCAAUUCUUUAAUAUUUUCUCCCAAUUCUAUCCAUGUGAGCCUUGUGCAUUAGACUUCCAGGAUGACAUAAAAAAACAUCCACCUAAAACAAAAACCAGAGAAGAGUUAGCAAAAUGGUUGUGUGAUAGACACAAUACAGUCAAUAAGAAGCUCGGCAAGCCUAUGUUCGACUGCAGUAAAGUGCAUGAGCGAUGGAAAGAUGGCUGGCUUGAUGGCUCGUGUGAUUAA
This is a messenger RNA of Pieris macdunnoughi, 471 nucleotides long. NCBI's taxonomy places the organism in Eukaryota, Metazoa, Arthropoda, Insecta, Lepidoptera, Pieridae. The record is from the annotation of a GenBank genome assembly.